AUGUCUGAUCAGGAGGCAAAAUCUUAGACUGAGGAUUUGGGGGAUAAGAAGGAAGGAGAAUACAUUAAGCUCAAAGUCAUUGGAUAGGAUAGCAGUGAGAUUCACUUCAAAGUGAAAAUGACAACACAUCUCAAGAAACUCAAAGAAUCAUACUGUCAAAAACAGGAGGUUCCAAUGAAUUCACUCAGGUUUCUCUUUGAAGGUCAGAGAAUUGCUGAUAAUCAUACUCCAAAAGAACUGGGAAUGGAGGAAGAAGACGUGAUUUAAGUUUAUCAGGAACAAACAGGCGGUCAUUCAACGGUUUAGAUAUUCUUUUAAUUUUUUUUCUUUUCCUUCAAUCCUUUUUUAUUUUUAAAAAAUAGUUCUUUUGUAAUGUGGUGUUCAAAUGGAAUUGAAAACUGGCACCCAUCUCUAAAACAUCUGGUAAUUUGAAUUCUAGUGCUCAUUAUUCAUUAUUGUUUGUUUUCAUUGUGCUGAUUUUUUGGUGAUCAAACCUCAGCUCCCUUCCUAUUGCCCUCUCCUUUUAAAAAAUUACACGUGUACACAGAGAGGCCACCUUUUUCAGGACUGUGCAUUUUCAGGCUUGUGGUGGUAAAGAAGAUCAACCAAUGUGAGUGUCUAUAAUGACUUUCUAGUUGGCCCUGAAGUUCUAGCAUGUGAUUGCUUCAC
This is a messenger RNA of Sciurus carolinensis (gray squirrel), 669 nucleotides long. It is a transcript of the gene Sumo1, whose product is annotated as small ubiquitin like modifier 1. Gene Ontology annotation, biological process: protein sumoylation. Gene Ontology annotation, cellular component: PML body; nucleus. The record is from RefSeq and is a predicted model, not a curated record. NCBI's taxonomy places the organism in Eukaryota, Metazoa, Chordata, Mammalia, Rodentia, Sciuridae. Gene Ontology annotation, molecular function: ubiquitin-like protein ligase binding; protein tag activity. The transcript has a single exon.